AGUCGGGACAAGUCCUGCCCACUAGACGCCCUAGAGGUCGAGGAGAGGAACUGCCGUGGGUGGCGGGGGCUGGAGGGCCACCUUGCGCCCCACCUGGUCUGCAUCCCCGCCCGUGUUCGGUGGCCUGUCCCCCAACUCCCGCCAGCAGGGACGCCGCUCUGCGAGGCUCCCGGUUCGCCGUCCCACCGGCCCUUCCAGUUUCUCCCUCGUCGGACGUCCGAGCCCCGCCGCUGCGGCCCCUCCCCUACAGGGCCCCAUGCGCCCCGUCGCCCGCGGCCCGACGCCCCGGGAGCAUGGAGCCCUUUCUCAGGAAGCGGCUGACCUUCCUGUCCUCCUUCUGGGACAAGAUCUGGCCGGCGGGCGCGCCGGACGACGGCAUGCCCCGGUUCCUGGACCCUGGCGCGGACGCCGAGCAGGAGACCCCCGCCGCGGAGCCCCGCAGCCCCCCGGCGCGCGCGCGGCUCUUCAGGGCGCUGUACGACUUCACGGCGCGGUGCGCUGAUGAGCUGAGCGUCAGCCGCGGGGACAGGCUCUACGCCCUCAAGGAGGAGGGCGACUAUAUCUUUGCCCGCAGGCUCUCCGGCCCGCCCAGCGCCGGGCUGGUGCCCAUCACCUACGUGGCCAGGGCCACCCCUAAGACGCUCUCAGACCAGCCCUGGUACUUCAGCGGCAUCAGCCGAACCGAGGCCCAGCAGCUGCUCCUGUCCCCGGCCAACGCGCCGGGGGCCUUCCUCGUUCGGCCCAGCGAGAGCAGCCGCGGGGACUACUCGCUGUCAGUCCGGGCCCAGGCCAAAGUCCACCACUACCGCAUCUCCACGGCGGCAGACGGUGGCCUCUACCUGCAGAAGGGCCGGCUCUUCCCCAGUCUGGAGGAGCUGCUCGCCUACUACAAGGCCAACUGGACGCUGAUCCAGAACCCGCUGCUGCAGCCCUGCAUGCCCCAGAAGCCCCCGAGGCAGGACGAGUGGGAGAGGCCGCGCUCCGAGUUCACCCUGCGGAGGAAGCUGGGCGAAGGCUACUUCGGGGAGGUGUGGGAAGGCGUGUGGCUCAGCUCCGUGCCCGUGGCGGUCAAGGUCAUCAAGUCAGCCGACAUGAAGCUCGAAGACCUCGCCAAGGAGAUCCAGACGCUCAAGAGCCUGAGGCAUGAGCGUCUCAUCCGGCUGCACGCGGUGUGCUCCGCCUCCGAGCCCGUGUACAUCGUCACCGAGCUCAUGCGCAAGGGCAACCUGCAGGCCUUCCUGGGCAGCCCUGAGGGCCAGGCCCUGAGCCCGCCCCUCCUGCUGAGCUUUGCCCGCCAGGUGGCCGAGGGCAUGAGCUACCUGGAGGAGCGGCGCAUCGUGCACCGGGACCUGGCCGCCAGAAACGUGCUUGUGGGCGAUGACCUGACCUGCAAGGUGGCCGACUUUGGCCUGGCUCGGCUGCUCAAGGACGACAUCUACUCCCCAAGCAGCGGCUCCAAGAUCCCCGUCAAGUGGACGGCGCCCGAGGCGGCCAACUACCGCGUCUUUUCCCAGAAAUCGGACGUCUGGUCCUUCGGAGUCCUGCUGUAUGAGGUCUUUGCCUAUGGCCAGUGUCCCUACGAAGGCAUGAGCAACCACGAGACGCUGCAGCAGAUCAUGCGAGGGUACCGCCUGCCGCGCCCGGCCGCCUGCCCCGCCGAGGUCUACCUGCUCAUGCUGGAGUGCUGGAGGGGCAGCCCCGAGGAGCGGCCGGCCUUCGCCGUGCUGCAGGAGAAGCUGGGCGCCGUCUACAGGCGCCUCCACCCUGCCCUCACGUGACCCAGGCACUGGACGCUGGGCUGGGGUCACUCCUUCCCGCCAGGGCGUCCCCCCGGGAUGAUGUUUACCAUCAACACGUACAGGGUGCCAGACGGCCCAUCACCAGCCCGCAGAGCCUCUGGCUGUGGGCCUCACGCCCUGACACACACACUGACACACACACCUGUGUGCACAGGAGGCAGACACACGCAGACACCCACUCAGACAGGGGAGGGGCUGACGCCCUCUGCCCUAAGUGACCAGUGUCCCUGGCGAAGGAUGAACUCAGCACAGAAGGCCAAGUGGAGCCCGAGUUUGCUCCGGCCUCAGGGAGAAGCCUUGAGCCUGGGCUGCGGUCCCCCUGCCCAGGCCUGCUGCCCUGGGCCUGCUCGACCCCCUCCCAGGGUCAAGAGCGAGGGGUGGGAAUUCCCAAUUUUCCCCAAAGUCCCCGCAUGGCCUUGUGGAAGCAGUGGUGCCAGGGCUCCCAGGCAGACCGUGGGAACUGGCCCCACAUGGCACAUGCUGGGCGUACGCUGGGGCGUGGCCACUGCCUCCCACGGGCACACCGUUUCCCGUGUGUAGACCUGAGCACACGGGAAGGCAGCACUUAAUAAAUACGUAUUGACUGACUCAGACGCAAGCAGACAUGGCUCACACAUGGGCCUCAGCCCCCUGAACCAGAACAGGAGCUGGAGCUGGUGGGGUGGGCCCCCAGUUGGUUUACCCUGGCAGAGGGAGAGCUAACCCCCGCGUGGCCCAGGCCCCCACCCCAGGGCAUCUUGGCACCCAGAGCAGGUUGACCCAGAGGCAGCACUACCCCUGGGCCAUGGGCAGGACUCAGGUGUCAACAGCCCUUUCCGUCUCCCUGGGGCUGGAGCAGAGAGAUCGGGAUGGGAUUGAAGAGGUGGGGGACUGGGUCAGGCCACGGGAAGGUCAGUGGUGGCUGCGUGACCGUU
Messenger RNA from Diceros bicornis minor, 2713 nucleotides. It is a transcript of the gene SRMS, whose product is annotated as src-related kinase lacking C-terminal regulatory tyrosine and N-terminal myristylation sites. Bases 294 to 1778 code for a protein of 494 amino acids. Gene Ontology annotation, molecular function: ATP binding; signaling receptor binding; non-membrane spanning protein tyrosine kinase activity. Gene Ontology annotation, cellular component: extrinsic component of cytoplasmic side of plasma membrane. Gene Ontology annotation, biological process: cell differentiation; innate immune response; protein phosphorylation. The transcript has 8 exons. Lineage: Eukaryota; Metazoa; Chordata; Mammalia; Perissodactyla; Rhinocerotidae. The record is from RefSeq and is a predicted model, not a curated record.